Arvicanthis niloticus (Nile rat) is the source of this 1871-nucleotide messenger RNA. Its product is annotated as quinone oxidoreductase-like protein 2. The record is from RefSeq and is a predicted model, not a curated record. Lineage: Eukaryota; Metazoa; Chordata; Mammalia; Rodentia; Muridae. Gene Ontology annotation, cellular component: mitochondrion. Gene Ontology annotation, molecular function: oxidoreductase activity.
CCCCUCGCGAGUUCUGCAGGCCAUGGCGGUGCGGCUGUGUGUGCGGUGCCUCCCUCCGGCGUGGCUCUGCAGGCAAGCCUGGCAGGGCCAAGGCCGGCACUACCGAGCUGCACUCUGCACAGAGUUGAAGCAGCCCCUGACCAUUCAAGAGGUGGCUCCGCGCCCUGUGGGGCCACAGGAGGUCAGAGUUGAUGUUCAUUUCUGUGGCAUUAACUUUGCUGAUAUUUUGGUCUGUCGUGGUCAGUAUCAGGAAAAGCCUCCUCUUCCCUUUAUACCUGGAAUGGAAUUUUCUGGGGCUGUCUUAGAGACAGGAGCAGAUGUCAGUACUGUGAAAAAGGGAGAUCGAGUUAUUGGCGUGAGUAACUUUCAUGCUAUGGCUGAACAGUGCAUCACCGACCAGAAGACCCUGUGGCAGAUUCCAGAAAACAUCUCUUUGCAAGAUGCUGCAGUCCUACCAGUAUCUUACGGCACAGCUAUUUUGGCUAUAGAUCAUCGGGCCCGCAUCCAGCCUGGAGAAACUGUUUUAGUGACAGCAGCUGCCGGAGCCACAGGCCUUGCAGUGAUAGACGUGGCGACAAAUGUGUUCCGUGCCAAGGUCAUAGCUGCAGCUGGAAGUGACGAGAAAUGCAAGCUGGCGAUGCAGAGGGGAGCACAGUUCAGUGUGAACUACAGCCAGGGCAGCCUGAAGGAUGCGGUGAAGAAGCUGGCGGGCAGCGGUGGGGUGAAUGUAGCUGUUGACAUGGUGGGAGGAGAUGUCUUCCUGGAGUCUCUCCGCAGCCUGGCAUGGGAGGGCAGGAUUGUGGUGUUGGGAUUCGCUGGAGGACACAUCGCCUCUGUGCCCAGCAACCUGUUGCUCCUGAAGAACAUCUCUGCCAUGGGCCUGUACUGGGGUCGCUACCAACACCAGGACUUUGCAGUGUUUUCCAAGAGCAUGUCCACAGCCCUGCAGUACUGCCAGCAAGGGCUCAUCCACCCACAUACUGGUGCUGUGUUCAAGCUGGAGAAGAUCAAUGAUGCCUUCCUUCAUGUGAUGCAGCGCAAAUCUACAGGCAAGGUGCUCCUGUCCCUCAAGUAAAUCUUGACCUGGGCCCAAGUCUCAUCUCCGUCCUGCAUUGUAAAGGGCUUGUCCUUAGUGACCUAGGUGCCACGUCUUGGUGUCAGUUCCUUUUGCUUCCACUUUCUUGUUGCCCAUAAUCAGUGUGACCAUAGAAGUUCUUGCCUAAACUCAGCCCUUUCUGUGAGCAAAAGGUACUGUGAGUUCCUUGAGAAGUAGGUACUAUGUCUGACUCACCUACUGAUUUCCUAUACCUUCUACUAUUCAAUUUAACUUAUCUGGAAUCUAAAAUUGUUGGAUUAAAUUAUGAAUAUGUUGCCCCAGAAACAACCCAAAUACCCUUUGACAGGUGAAUGUGCAAAUAUGCACACUUUGCAUAUCUAUUGUAUAAUAUGCAUACAUUGGAACACUUUUAGCCUUAAAGAGGGACAUCAUUCACAGACAUGCUACAAUAUGUAUCAACUUUGAGGCCAUUCUACAUGAAAUAGAACAUAUUAAAAAAAGACAUAUGCUCUGUAAGUCAAUUUAUAUCAGAUUCUAUGACCCAUCAAGUUCAACAAGAGAUAAAGUAGAAUGGUGGUCAUCAGGGGCCUCCUUAGAGGAUACCCUGGAAAAUGUGACUGAUACUCCUUUCAGGGGGAGAUAGGGAGUGACUUAAGGCAUGUGGAGUUUUAGCUCAGGAAGAUGGAAAAUCAGUGGAAAUGGGUGGUAGUCAUGAUCGCCAUAAUGAACUAUUGAAGUAUACACUUUCAAUUGUUUUAAACAAUGUUGAAAUGGUAAAUAGUAUGUAUGUUUUGCCACAAUAAAACAGUUUUUU